Molecule: messenger RNA, 2319 nt
Organism: Oncorhynchus masou masou (cherry salmon)
Lineage: Eukaryota; Metazoa; Chordata; Actinopteri; Salmoniformes; Salmonidae
Product: tumor necrosis factor receptor superfamily member 14-like
Exons: 10
Coding region: 147-935 (262 amino acids)
Biological process (GO): positive regulation of T cell migration; defense response to Gram-negative bacterium; positive regulation of cytokine production involved in immune response
Cellular component (GO): external side of plasma membrane
Molecular function (GO): protein binding
Source: RefSeq, a predicted model, not a curated record
AAAGGCACAAAGUAAUACACGUAGCUAUCUAAUGUUAGCUUGUAGCUAGUCAGUACGUGAUAGUUUUUGACACUUUUUAACUAAUUAACAAAAGUCUAACGGCUCGCUAUUGCAAGAGAGCGACAACUAGUCCGAUUACGCGAACAAUGUCAAUAUCACGUGUAUGGCUUUUGUACUGCGCUGUACUGGUUCAACUCGACAUGAUCAUACCUGCAUCUGGAAACAAGUGUGGCCCUGCAGAGUACAAAUCUAACACUGGUCAGUGCUGUCCAAUGUGUGGAAAAGGUUUAGUUGUCCGCAAGGACUGUACAUUAGUGUCCAGCACGUCCUGCAUACCCUGUACAGGACAGACCUACAUGAAUUCAGCUAAUGGCUUGGACAAGUGCUUUCCCUGCAGUCCUUGUGAUCCAGGACAAGGUCUGUACAUUUUGAUGACGUGUACUACUACAAGUAACUCUAUUUGUCAUGUUCUAAAUGGAUAUUAUUGUACCAGCUCCUCAGCUGGCAACGAGUGCACCUUUGCACUAAGACAUACACUUUGCUCACCUGGACAGAGAGUUAAAGCACCGGGAACAAAGACAACAGAUACCGUGUGUGAGGAGUGUCAGCAUGGCUCUUACUCACAACAUGGUGUGAACUGCACUGCUUGGACUGAUUGUAAAGCCAUUGGACAAUACAAGAUUGAAGAUGGAAGUCAAACAAGAGAUGUUGUUUGUGAAAAAUCUGCGGAAUUACUAAGGAAUAGAGUCAUUGUCUUAGUUCCAUCUUCAGUUUUCCUUUUUGUAGUCUUUAUUUUUGUCUUGUUUGUAACUAAAGGUAAAGAAACUAAAGAAAAUCAAGGAACAUCUAAGCUUCCUGUAGAGGAAACGGGUUUUCACGAACGUUCACUAGUGGCGGUUGAAGAGCUUCACAGUGAAACUAUACCUCAACUGUGACAACUGGCCAAGGACGACAGAGCAAGGACUGACAAGGAAUAUUUUCCACAUUUUGUUACAUUUACAACCUCAUUUCUAAAAUGUAUUCAGUUGUUAGACAUUUUUGCAAAUGUAUAAAAUAAAAACCUGGAAAUUUUCACAAGUAUUCAGACCCUUUACUCAGUACUUUGUUGAAGCACAUUUGGCAGCUAUUGCAGCCUUGAGUCUCCUUGGGUAUGACACUACAAGCUGUCGUGUCAUACUUAAAAAUCAUACAAUGUGAUUUUCUGGAUUUUUGUUUUAGAUUCCGUCUCUCACAGUUGAAGUGUACCUAUGAUUUUUUUUUAAAUACAGACCUCUACGUGCUUUGUAAGUAGGAAAACCUGCAAAAUCGGCAGUGUAUCAAAUACUUGUUCUCCCCACUGUAUAUUUAAUACAUUUGCAAACAUUUCAUUUGCCAUUAUGGGGUAUUGUGUGAAGAUGAGGAUAAAAAAAAUUCAAGACAUUUUCAAAUAAGGCUGUAAUGUAACAAAAUGUGGGAAAAUAUUUUCAGAAGACACUGCAUGUUUCCAUUAACUUGUCCAGUGAUGUUUUUGGUGGUUGACAUUUAGAAAGUAGAUGUGAGACAAUUGCUUGCUACAGUGCCUUUCCAUUGAACUGUCAUGUCGAUAAAAACAGCUGGACGUAAUGACAUCACAUCUUUCGCUAAAACCUAGAAUGACUAAUAAAAAACAGUGGCUCCAUUAUCCAUUUAAGCAAAUUGCGCCUUAAUACGACUGCCUGUAUGCCAUCCUACUUAGGUAGCCUGUGUUGUGUACAGUAAUAUGGUACGAUAGCUCAGUUAAGUAUUGAAUACUGUUGCUUUAAUAAUGUAUCAGGCACGUUGUGCGUGCACUGAGGUGUGAGGAUUGGAUGAGUGAGUUUUCUACGAGUUGUUUAUCUGAAGUAAAGACGUUCAGUUUAAUUGCGAAACAAGCCGCCGUGCAUUUGUAACAGCCUGCAAAAGCCAGCAUGAAUAUAAUGCAAUAAUUGAAUCAUAUUUUCCAUGUUCUAAUAAUGGGCCAACAUAACGCCAUGGAGAAAUCUGAAAUAAUUGGAUGUGGGAAAAUUCUCACACAAAGCUGGAUAGAGAGCGCGUGCCAUAAAUCUUGACCAUUUGUCAAUCCAAGUAAUUGGUUUCUCUUUCUCUCUCUCUCCACAAGGUGAAUGUUUAAGUUUGUUUAUAUUGAUGCUGUGUUUAUAGCCCUUUAUAGACAUGUCAGUGUAAUGCCAUUUAUUCAUGUACAUAUGUAUAUUGAAUAGUUAUAACCAUUAACUAAUACUGUUUACAUGUCUUUGUCUUAUACAACAAUAAGAUUCCAAGUAAUUCAGAUGACCAAAAUCAUAUAAACAUCUUCAAAGGAAA